This is a messenger RNA of Erigeron canadensis, 2960 nucleotides long. Its product is annotated as phosphatidylinositol 4-phosphate 5-kinase 9-like. NCBI's taxonomy places the organism in Eukaryota, Viridiplantae, Streptophyta, Magnoliopsida, Asterales, Asteraceae. Bases 141 to 2585 code for a protein of 814 amino acids. The record is from RefSeq and is a predicted model, not a curated record. Gene Ontology annotation, molecular function: 1-phosphatidylinositol-4-phosphate 5-kinase activity; ATP binding. The transcript is spliced from 9 exons. Gene Ontology annotation, biological process: phosphatidylinositol metabolic process.
AUUUGUUAAAGAGAACCAGAGAAACAAAAAAUGUUACAGGAAUAACCAGUCAGAAUUUUGCGACUCUUAGAUACAACUCUCAAAAGGUUCUAAGCACAUACCAUUUUUUGUAGAUACUGAAAAGCCUUUAGGAAGUAUACAUGUCUGGCCCUGUGGCAAUAGCCGACAACGUCGAACAAAAGCUAGCGUUCUCAAGCAGGACAAUGUCUCUUGAUUCUGUACCAUUUCAUAAAAAUGACAUCAACAGUUCCAUGACGAAUGGAGAAACCACCGCUCCUUCUUCAACUGAAAGCGUAGAUUUUAGGUUUGGAGAACUUAAACCCCAAAAUGGGGAGUUUUACUCGGGUUACCUGCUUGGGAAUGUGCCCGAGGGUUCAGGGAAGUAUGUGUGGGCAAGUGGCUGCAAGUAUGAAGGGGAAUGGAGACGGGGAAUUAGGCAUGGUUAUGGAAAACUUCACUGGCCUUCGGGGGCCUAUUAUGAAGGGGAUUUUACAGGUGGGUAUAUGCAGGGUACAGGAACAUACAUUCGGGCCGAUAAGUUAGUUUAUAAGGGUAGGUGGAGGUUGAGCAGAAAACACGGGCUAGGUUAUCAAACUUUCCCAAAUGGAGACGUGUUUGAAGGAUCUUGGAUUCAAGGGUCACCAGAUGGUCCGGGUAAGUACACUUGGGCCAAUGGAAAUGAGUAUUUGGGUAACAUGAAAGGAGGGAGAAUGUCGGGUAAAGGCAUUUUCACUUGGACUAAGGGUGAUUCUUAUGAAGGGAGUUGGUCUAAUGGAGUAAUGCAUCGUUUUGGUGCUUAUACAUGGAGUGAUGGAGGGCGUUAUGUCGGUACUUGGACAUGGGGGUUAAAAGAUGGAAAAGGAGCUUUUUAUCCAAACGGCUGCAGAUUGCCACCGAGACAAGAACUAUACCUUAAAGCUUUGAGAAAACGAGGCUUGUUGUCGGAUCUUCAGAGAGUUAAACAAGUAACGCGCAUACAACAUGCUUCUUCAAUCGACGUGGGGAAUUUUAAGAUUGGUGAUACCGUGUCAUCUGAUGAGCUCCACAACAAUAGUGUAUCUUUAGAAAGACGAUGGAGUCUAGAAGUAGCUGUUGAAAAUGUCAUGGGACAUGAUUUGACAUCUUUUAUGUCUGAAUCUGGUAGGAAAAAUGAUACCAAGACUCCAAUUCUUGAAAGAGAAUAUAUGCAAGGAAUUUUGAUCAGUGAGCAUGUGGUUGAUGAUAGUUUUUCACCCGGUUCUAAGAGAGAAAUCAAGCGUCAGAAGAAACUAGUGAAGGAGGUUAAGAGGCCAGGUGAAGCGAUUAUUAAGGGUCACCGGAGUUAUGAUCUAAUGCUCAGUUUACAGCUUGGGAUCAGGUAUACCGUGGGGAAAAUAACACCAGUUCAAAAGAAAGAAGUAAGGGCAUCAGAUUUUGGCCGUCGAGCUAGCUUCAGGAUGCAAUUCCCUAAAGAAGGAUCUCAGUUAACGCCUAGGCAUCAGUCAGAGGACUUUAAGUGGAAGGAUUACUGCCCAAUGGUUUUCAGGAACUUAAGGGAGCUGUUCAAGAUUGACGCUGCUGAUUACAUGAUGUCAAUUUGUGGCAAUGAUGCCCUUCGAGAACUUUCUUCUCCUGGGAAAAGUGGCAGUGUCUUUUUCCUCUCUCAAGAUGAUCGUUUCAUGAUUAAGACAUUGCGAAAGUCUGAAGUACAGGUCCUUCUGCGGAUGCUUCCAGAUUACCAUCGCCAUGUGCGAACUUAUGAGAACACGUUAAUUACUAAAUUUUUUGGUCUCCACAGGAUAAAACCAUCAAGUGGUCAAAAGUUCCGGUUUGUAGUGAUGGGUAACAUGUUCUGCACAGAAUUAAGGAUCCAUAGAAGAUUCGAUUUGAAAGGUUCCUCCCUUGGAAGAUCCGCAUACAAGGUUGAAAUAGAUGAGAGCACAAUACUCAAAGAUCUUGAUUUAAACUAUUGCUUUUAUCUAGAACCUUCAUGGUGUGGUGCUCUGCUAAAACAGAUUGAAACUGAUAGUAACUUCUUAGAAGCUCAGAAUAUUAUGGAUUACAGCCUUUUACUUGGUGUUAAUUAUCGAGCCCCUCAGCCCCUGAAAUCGUUGAUGUCAUACAACCCAAGUGUAACAGGAGAUGGACUGGGAAUCGUUGCAGAAGAAGAAUCUAUGGAGGAUGAGAUAUUACCCCAAGGGCUUGUUUUGGUCCCACAUGGAUCUGAAGAUAGUAGUGUUGUUGUGGGCCCACAUAUUCGAGGAAGACGUCUACGUUCACAAUCCACUGGUGAUGCAGAAGCGGAUCUGCUUCUUCCUGGCACAGCAAGGUUACAAAUACAGCUGGGAGUGAACAUGCCAGCAAGAGCAGAGCUUCUUCCAGGGGUAGAAGAAAAACACAUGUUUCACGAUGUAUAUGACGUAGUAUUAUACCUGGGUAUCAUCGACAUAUUACAAGAGUACAAUAUCACCAAAAAGAUUGAACAUAAAUACAAAUCAUUUCAAUUCGAUCCUUUAUCCAUAUCGGCUGUGGACCCCAAAUAUUACUCCCGACGGUUUCUUAAGUUUGUUAGGAAGGUAUUCCCUCACAACGACGCUGCAAACUAGAACAGUUUUACAAUGUAACGUUCUCAUGCAUUGAGGUAUGCUUUUCAACCCUUCCCGAUGAGCAACAAAAUGGUAGAGUGAGAUCAGAUGGGUAAAUUUUGGAGAGGCCAGUUACAUUACAUAUAUGAAUCAUUUGCGAAAAUAAACAUAAACAUAUGGCUCGAGGAAAUAUAUAUGUAUAACAUAAACAUAUUUUAAGUGGGGACUUUUCAUCAGUUUAAGAGCAAUAUUGUCUUACCAUUGAAGGCUCUUUCUUACAUGAUACAUGGCCUUAUCUAUGUCAAACAUUUACAUGCUUGAUAGAUAGAUAUAUAGAAACAAUUCCAACAUGUUGUUUGUUGUUGUUGUUGUCCUGUUGUAAGUUUUUCUUUUUGA